CAUAACUCAUUUCAAUUAUAACACAUAGAAGACGAAAAGAUGAAGAUGUGUUUACCAUUUGUGACAAUAGUGCUAACAACUGUUGUUGUGGUCGUCCAAAACCAUGAAUGUAAGGACUAUGUUCUGUCGGCAUCAGACCAGUCUCUGAUAGAUAUAAUGAAACAUUACCUACAUACGUCAAGAAGAGUGGAAUGUCCCCAGCCAGGUAAAACAUCCAAUACAGGAGUGACUUAUGUGCGUUGGGGAAAGAAAAGUUGUCCAACAGGAUCAAAAAUAGUGUAUACAGGUCAGGUGGGUGGGAAUGGACAUGAAAGGAAAGGAGGUGGUGUAAAUUAUUUAUGUCUCCCUAAUGACCCAGAGAAUGGACAGCAUCAAUCAUAUGACAAUAACCAGGUUCAUGGAGGUGAAUAUGAACUUGGUUCAUCAAUGCAGCCAUCGGGAUGGUCAGAAAGUAUGCACAACAAGGAAGUACCAUGUGCUGUAUGUUACAAACAACGAAGAUCAGCUGUCCUAAUAAUACCAGGUCGAAAGACUUGCUAUAAAGGAUGGAACGCGGAAUACAAUGUUUUUUUGAUGAGUGAUCAUGUUUAACAUAGUAAAUGGGACUUUGCCUGUGUUGACAUGAAUGCAGAACCGCUAGACAAUAAGAAUGUAGGUGAAAAUGGCGCUUUGUUUUAUCCUCUCCGAACCAAAUGUGGCAGUUUAAGAUGUCCUCCCUAUACCAAUGAAGCGGAUGUUCUUUGUGUCGUUUGUACAAAGUGAAAUGUUUGACAUCAAAUGAAAAUACAUAAAGACUUGCUUUUGCUAUAUUGAUAUCUUAAUCUCAUGUAUUUUGUUAUUGAAUAAUUCAAUAUU
This is a messenger RNA of Mytilus californianus (California mussel), 855 nucleotides long. RefSeq names its product short-chain collagen C4-like. The transcript is spliced from 5 exons. Bases 40 to 591 code for a protein of 183 amino acids. NCBI's taxonomy places the organism in Eukaryota, Metazoa, Mollusca, Bivalvia, Mytilida, Mytilidae. The record is from RefSeq and is a predicted model, not a curated record.